Messenger RNA from Phacochoerus africanus (Common warthog), 1836 nucleotides. RefSeq names its product mitochondrial ribosomal protein L4 (gene MRPL4). Gene Ontology annotation, biological process: translation. The transcript has 9 exons. Lineage: Eukaryota; Metazoa; Chordata; Mammalia; Artiodactyla; Suidae. The record is from RefSeq and is a predicted model, not a curated record. Gene Ontology annotation, molecular function: structural constituent of ribosome. Gene Ontology annotation, cellular component: ribosome. The coding region runs from base 294 to 1178 and encodes 294 amino acids.
UCUCUUGGGGGCGGGACCUAGAGGGGGCGGGGCUUCUUCCCCUCAGGUCACGCUCCCACGGUUUGCCCACGGUUAUUUAGACCAGCAGGGAAGCCUGGUAUCUGGGGGUUUAGUCUUGGGGCGGGUAUGGGGGCACGCUGAGGCCGGCCCCGCCGUUCUCGCUUUUGCACGCCCUGCUUUCCAACGCCACUUACGAGCCUAGCGAGCGGUGUCGCGGGCGUAACGUCAUCGCUACGCGUCGCGGGAGUACGGAAGAAGCCUCGACCUCUCUAAGCGUGGGGAGCUGCGCGACAAUGCUGCAGCUAGUCCGGGCUGGGGCGCGGACAUGGUUUCGGCCCAGGGGCUGCCGGGGCCUGAACGCCCUAGCAGAAGAGGCAGUGCAGCAGGCGGAGAAGCCAGAAUCGGUGGCGAGUUUGGGUCUCCAGCCGCCCGUGUUGCGCAAAUGCGAGCUCCCGGUACCGGCGCACCGGCGUCCGGUGCAGGCCUGGAUCGAGUCCCUGCGGGGCUACGAGCAGGAGCGCGUGGGUUUGACUGAGCUGCACCCAGAUGUUUUCUCUACGGCGCCCAGGCUAGAUAUCCUGCACCAGGUUGCCAUCUGGCAGAAGAACUUCAAGAGAAUUAGCUAUGCCAAGACCAAGACAAGGGCCGAGGUGCGAGGCGGUGGGCGGAAGCCCUGGGUGCAGAAAGGCAGUGGGCGUGCCAGGCAUGGCAGCAUCCGCUCCCCAAUCUGGCGAGGAGGAGGCGUUGCCCAUGGCCCCCGGGGCCCCACGAGCUACUACUACAUGCUGCCCAUGAAAGUGCGGGUGCAGGGCCUCAAGGUGGCGCUGACUGUCAAACUGGCCCAGGACGACCUGCACAUCGUGGACUCCCUGGAGCUGCCGACUGCAGACCCCCAGUACCUGAUAGAGCUGGCCCGCUACCGCCGCUGGGGUGACUCUGUCCUCCUCGUGGACUUGGGACACGAGGACAUGCCUCAGAACGUUGUGGCAGCCACCUCCGGGCUCAAGACCUUCAACCUGGUCCCUGCUGUUGGCCUGAACGUGCACAGCAUGCUCAAGCACCAGACCCUGGUCCUGACCCUGCCGACCGUUGCCUUCCUGGAGGAGAAGCUGCUCUGGCACAACUCGCGCUACACACCCCUCUACCCCUUCCGCCUGCCCUACUGCGACUUCCCCUGAGCCCCUUCCCUGCACCUUUCAUGGCCUUCCAUGGUCCAUCGGCGCCCUCCUUCCUGCUGUCCUGCUCUGAGCCAGGUUGAGCCCCUGACGGGCUUGGGAGCCUCCCAUUCGCCCUGGAAGGCAUUGCCCAGCCCCCCUAGUCCCAGGUGAGGGCAGAGGCCACAGUCAGAGUAGCCCAGCAGGCAUCACUACAGGAAGGUGGGGAGGCACAGCUCUCCAGAGAGCCUGACGGAGCUUCUGCCCCAGGUGUCUCUUUUGUGUAAGAUAAAUUUUUAAUUUUUUAAGCCAAGAGGAGAACCAAACAGCUCGUUGCCAUUUUGUGAAUAAUUCCAUUUGGCGAGUUGGGCUCCUUCUGUGGUGCUGGGCACCGCUGGGUACCUCUCCUCAAGGGGCAUCGGCACUGUUUAUAGAAAUGACCCACCAUCAGCUUUCCUGGGUGAGUCAGCCUCGGGGAGUGGCGCCUCCUGAUUGCCAAGCACUCUCAAUAAAGGCUUGCAUCCCUCACAGGGCUUGUGGUCCUUCAGUCCAAGUGUGGGCCUGAGUCCACAGAGGGUACAGUGUGGAAACCUGAACUUUCAUCACAGUGAUUUUCCAGAAGCACAGAGUCAGAAUCAAUGUAGUAGGUAAAUGAGCAAAUAAACUUUCUUAAAACACCAAA